Messenger RNA from Heterocephalus glaber (naked mole-rat), 960 nucleotides. Its product is annotated as olfactory receptor 51L1-like. Gene Ontology annotation, molecular function: olfactory receptor activity; G protein-coupled receptor activity. Lineage: Eukaryota; Metazoa; Chordata; Mammalia; Rodentia; Bathyergidae. Gene Ontology annotation, cellular component: plasma membrane. Gene Ontology annotation, biological process: G protein-coupled receptor signaling pathway. The record is from RefSeq and is a predicted model, not a curated record.
AUGGCAACCUCAAACUACAGUAGCUCCCUGUCAUCCACAUUCUAUCUCACAGGUAUCCCUGGCUAUGAGGAAUUUCACCACUGGAUUUCCAUCCCCUUCUGCCUCCUCUACCUUGUUGGAAUAAUGGGCAACUGCAUCAUCUUGCAUAUAGUCCGGACAGACCCCAGGCUGCAUGAGCCCAUGUACUACUUUCUGGCCAUGCUUUCUCUCACUGACAUGGGCAUGUCCCUGCCCCCAGUGAUAUCACUUUUCAGGGUGCUGUGGUCCAUUUCCAGGGAGAUCCAAUUCAAUAUCUGUGUAGUCCAAAUGUUUUUGAUUCACACUUUCUCCUUCACAGAAUCAUCUGUGCUUUUGGCCAUGGCCCUGGACCGAUAUAUAGCUAUCUGCCACCCCCUGCGGUAUGCUACCAUUCUCACCCCAAAACUGAUUGCCAAGAUUGGGAUUGCAGCCCUGCUCAGGAGUGCUAUUCCACUAAUCCCACUUCUGGUUCAUCUGACCUUCUUUCGCUUCUGUCACUCGCAUGUCCUUUCUCAUUCCUAUUGUCUGCACCAGGACAUAAUCCGCCUUGCCUGUGCUGACACUAAAUUUAACGUAAUAUAUGGAUUGGUUGUGAUUACUAUGCUAUGGGGCCUGGACUCUCUGGGUAUUUUAGUGUCUUAUGCUUUCAUCCUUCAUUCCGUGUUAAGAAUUGCAUCCCGUGAAGGGAGACUAAAGGCACUCAACACAUGUGCCUCCCACAUCUGUGCUGUACUCAUCCUCUAUGUCCCUAUGAUAGGGCUAUCUAUUGUCCAUCGUUUUGCCAAGCAGUCCUCUCCCUUCAUCCACAUUCUCAUGGCUCAUAUCUACUUAAUGCUUCCACCAGUGAUCAACCCAAUCAUCUAUAGUGUGAGAACCAAGCAGAUCCGCCAAGGGGUCCUCCUCUUGUUUUCCCCCACAAAAAUUAGUUCUACUUUGAUGUAG